Hypoxylon fragiforme is the source of this 978-nucleotide messenger RNA. RefSeq names its product Alpha/beta hydrolase fold-1. The transcript has 2 exons. Bases 124 to 870 code for a protein of 248 amino acids. Lineage: Eukaryota; Fungi; Ascomycota; Sordariomycetes; Xylariales; Hypoxylaceae. The record is from RefSeq and is a predicted model, not a curated record.
AAUUAGGAGAUUAGGCAACCAUUUUUGGAGGUGGAUCCACGUGUUCUAUUAAACCAGCUCAUCUCCUACACAGUUAUAAGCAGGUAAUAUUCUCAUUUAUGUAUAUAGUUCAACAUCAGCAAGAUGACAACAGAAGAAAAGCCAACCAUCCUUCUCAUCCAUGGAUCAUGGCACACCCCACUACAUUAUCGUCACCUAAUCGAUGCGCUCCGAGCCCGGGGACAUCCCGUUCUAGCACCUGUUCUGCCCACGACAGGACACGAUGACUCCAUAGAUGGCAAAACAUUCCUCGAUGCUGCUUCCCAGGUUCGGGGGCUUUUGGUCCCGUAUCUGGAUCAGGACCGCAAAGUAGUCAUAGUCGCACACAGCUUCGGUGGAAUUGUUACUGCGCACAUUGUGGCGGGCCUGUCGUUGGAGGAGCGCUCGGCUCAGGGGUUGAAAGGCGGCGUUACGAGUAUUGUAUACAUUGCGGCACAGCUUUCACCAGAGAACCUACGCUUCAAACCCGGCAACGCACCACCGUUCUUCGAAUGGAUAGAUCAAAACAAGCAUUCCUUACCUGCUGAUUUCGCCCGUUCAAUACUCUACAAUGAUGUAGAGGAGCCAUGGCUGGACGAGGCUCUGCGUCUGCUAGUCUGGCAAAGUUUAGCUAGCUGCGACCCUGACAAUACGUACUCAGCCUCUGAGAUCCGGGUCCCUAAAACGUACAUCGUGUGUACAAACGACAAAAUCGUGGAGCUAGAGUCACAACAUAAGCUGGCUGAAAUAGCAGGCGCAACUGUGGUGGAGCUGGAGUCUGGUCACAGCCCCUUUCUUGUUAAAAAGGCGAUAGAGCCACUAGUUGACAUCAUUACCAAAGGCAGCCAGUAACGAUCCUUACUGAUGAUAUACGUAUCAAUCUAGAGGGUUUACACAAUAAUAACUACUUGUGACUUCCUCUGAGCCUUUAACUGCUUAACACAUAUAUAUUCUUCAUUG